GAGGCGCAAACUAACUUUCCCCGGGGCGAAUUGGGGGGCCAUCGUCUUCUUCAAGGCAUCAUGCAGUCUUGCGUCCAGUGGUGGGGGAGGCUGGUGGGUCGGGGGGCCAGUCUUCACGGGCACCAUGGCAGCAGCGCCUGGGGAGGCAAGAAGCCGCCAGGCCGAUGGGGACGCAGGGAGCAGCUGAGACUGGCUUGUGUGAGAAGAAGCAGUAGCAACCCCGGAGCGAGAGCCGCCGCCGCCGCCGCCGCCGCCACCUCUUCCAGGCACAUCGAGAAACUCCUGGGCAAGCACGAUGACUUUUCCGAGCGGCACAUCGGUCCAGGGGACAAAGAGAAGCAAGAGAUGCUGCAGACCGUCGGUCUGUCGACUAUUGAUGAGCUGAUCAAUAGAACAAUUCCUGCUAAUAUCCGCUUGCAACGGCCUCUGAAGAUGGAUGACCAUAUAUGCGAAAAUGAAAUUCUUGAAACUUUACACAGUAUUGCCAGCAAGAAUAAAAUCUGGAGAUCUUAUAUUGGCAUGGGUUAUUACAACUGCUCCGUCCCUCCAGCCAUUGCAAGGAAUUUGUUGGAGAACGCUGGAUGGGUGACUCAAUAUACCCCUUAUCAGCCAGAAGUCUCCCAGGGCAGGCUGGAGAGCUUGUUGAACUACCAGACAAUGGUGUGUGAUCUCACCAGGAUGGAUGUGGCUAAUGCCUCUUUGCUGGAUGAAGGAACAGCGGCAGCAGAAGCCAUGCAGUUGUGUCACAGGCAUAAUAAGCGAAAUAAGUUUUAUGUCGACAUCAGAUGCCAUCCUCAGACGAUAGCUGUGGUGCAGACCAGAGCAAAAUACACUGGCAUAAACGUAGAGUUGAAGCUACCUCAUGAGAUGGAUUUCAGCGGUAAAGAUAUCAGUGGUGUCUUGUUCCAGUACCCAGACACUGAGGGGAAGGUAGAAGACUUCACAGGCUUGGUUGAACAAGCCCAUCAGAAUGGGAGCCUGGCCUGCUGUGCCACCGAUCUCCUUGCCCUCUGCAUCUUGAGGCCUCCAGGGGAGUUUGGCGUUGAUGUUGCUUUAGGCAAUUCCCAGAGGUUUGGGGUGCCUCUUGGGUAUGGAGGACCACAUGCUGCCUUUUUUGCGGUCAAAGAGAAUCUGGUGCGAAUGAUGCCCGGAAGGAUGGUGGGAGUUACAAGAGAUGCUAAUGGCAAAGAAGUAUACCGGCUUGCGCUGCAAACCAGAGAACAGCAUAUCAGGAGAGAUAAAGCUACGAGCAAUAUCUGUACGGCGCAGGCCCUUUUGGCUAACAUGGCUGCAAUGUUUGGAGUUUAUCAUGGUGCAAAUGGAUUAAAGUACAUUGCCAAGAGAGUCCACAAUGCUACUCUAAUCUUAGCAGAAGGUUUGAAGAGAGCAGGUCAUCAACUCCAACAUGACCUAUAUUUUGAUACCUUGAAAAUCCAGUGUGGAUGUGGCAUCGAAGAAGUCUUGCAAAGAGCAGCCCAGAGACAGAUAAACUUUCGGAUUUACCCUGAUGGCACACUUGGAGUUUCUCUUGAUGAAACUGUAAAUGAAAAAGACCUAGAUGACCUACUAUGGAUUUUUGGCUGUGAAUCUUCAGCUGAAUUAGUUGCAGAGAACAUGGAUGAAGAAACAAAAGGCAUUUUUGCUACUCUGUUUAAAAGAACAUCAAAAUUCCUAACACACCAAGUAUUCAACAGCUAUCACUCUGAAACAAAUAUUGUCCGGUAUAUGAAAAGAUUAGAGAACAAAGAUAUUUCUCUUGUUCACAGCAUGAUUCCUUUGGGAUCCUGUACAAUGAAGCUGAAUAGCUCAUCAGAACUUAUACCUAUUACAUGGAAGGAAUUUGCCAAUAUCCAUCCUUUUGUUCCCCUGGAUCAAACUCAAGGAUACCAGCAGCUUUUUAAGGAGCUUGAGAAGGAUCUGUGUGAGAUCACAGGCUAUGACAAGAUUUCAUUCCAGCCUAACAGUGGAGCUCAAGGUGAAUAUGCUGGGCUAGCUGCAAUCAAGGCUUAUUUAAAUGCAAAAGGAGAAUGGCAGCGAAGUGUCUGCCUUAUUCCUAAAUCAGCUCAUGGUACCAACCCAGCAAGUGCUCAAAUGGCAGGGAUGAAGAUCCAGCCAAUAGAAGUAGAUAAACAUGGGAGCAUUGAUCUGAGUCAUCUGAAAGCAAUGGUAGAUAAGCACAAAGAAAACCUAGCAGCUAUCAUGAUCACAUAUCCAUCCACUAAUGGUGUCUUUGAAGAGCAGAUCAGUGAUGUAUGUGAUCUGAUUCACAAACACGGAGGCCAAGUUUAUUUAGAUGGAGCAAAUAUGAAUGCUCAGGUUGGUCUGUGUCGCCCUGGAGACUAUGGGUCAGAUGUUUCUCAUUUAAAUCUUCACAAAACCUUUUGCAUUCCUCAUGGUGGAGGAGGACCUGGCAUGGGACCGAUUGGAGUGAAGAUGCACCUGGCUCCUUUCCUGCCUAGCCACCCUGUCAUUGCCUCACUGCACGAUGCACAUUCAAGCCCAUUAGGCACCAUCAGUGCUGCCCCUUGGGGAUCCAGUGCCAUCUUGCCUAUUUCUUGGGUUUAUAUCAAGAUGAUGGGAGGCAAAGGCCUAAAACAUGCUUCUGAGAUUGCAAUUUUGAAUGCUAACUACAUGGCAAAGCGACUAGAGAACCACUACAAAAUCCUCUUUAGAGGCUCCAAAGGUUAUGUAGCUCAUGAAUUUAUUUUGGAUACUCGGCCUUUUAAGAAAACUGCAAAUAUUGAAGCUGUGGAUGUUGCUAAGCGGCUUCAGGAUUAUGGAUUCCAUGCUCCAACAAUGUCCUGGCCAGUAGCUGGGACCCUCAUGAUAGAACCAACAGAGUCUGAAGAUAAAGCAGAACUAGACAGAUUUUGUGAUGCCAUGAUUAGUAUUCGACAAGAAGUAGCUGAUAUAGAAGAAGGAAGGAUGGAUGCUAGAGUUAACCCCUUAAAGAUGGCCCCACACACUUUGACCUGCCUGGCUGCACCCAACUGGGAUCGCCCAUAUUCUAGGGAAGUGGCUGCUUUUCCACUACCGUUUGUGAAACCUGAAAGUAAGUUUUGGCCUACAAUUGCCAGAAUUGAUGACAUCUAUGGGGACCAGCAUCUGAUCUGUACCUGCCCACCAAUGGAGGUCUAUGAGUCUCCUUUUGCAGAGCAGAAGAGAGCAUCAUCUUAGGACCAGCUUCCUUCCAGCCUUUGAAUUACCUUUCAGAUCACUGGGCUUAAUUUUUCUCACUGUAUUUGUAGCACUCUGUGAAGACAGGUGAAAUCUUCAGCCCAGUUAGCAUAUUUUAUAUACAGUGUAUAUUUUUGAAAACUCCAUGCUGUUAAUUACAUUUCUGUGCAGCUAUUUGUAAAAUACUUUUAUUAAGCAGCAAUUGAUCUGAUACAGUGCCUCAGUUUCCAUGUCAAUCCAUGCUGAAGUGGCCUUAAUUAAGGCCCUCUUUUCUAUCAGGGCUGCUUUUCUGUGAUUUAAUAAUAAGCAUUGAACUGUAUGAAAAAAGCAAUAUAGUACACUGUUUAAACAGUGUCAUGACUAUGCACCUGCUUGUCCAAAUGCUCUGUGAUAUAGAAUUAACCCAAAUUUUUUAGGACAGUUUUAUAAUGUAUUUCCUUUGUAUUUGGGCUAAGGUAAAAUGGAAUUACUGUUCAUUUUGUAUGAAAUGAAGUCAUGGACAACCAUUAACACAGUUUGAUAUGGUUGAAUGCAGGUGGCUAUU
Messenger RNA from Pseudonaja textilis, 3721 nucleotides. RefSeq names its product glycine decarboxylase (gene GLDC). Gene Ontology annotation, molecular function: glycine binding; glycine dehydrogenase (decarboxylating) activity; pyridoxal phosphate binding. Gene Ontology annotation, cellular component: mitochondrion; glycine cleavage complex. Lineage: Eukaryota; Metazoa; Chordata; Lepidosauria; Squamata; Elapidae. The record is from RefSeq and is a predicted model, not a curated record. Gene Ontology annotation, biological process: glycine decarboxylation via glycine cleavage system.